This is a messenger RNA of Trichoderma asperellum CBS 433.97, 216 nucleotides long. The record is from RefSeq and is a predicted model, not a curated record. Lineage: Eukaryota; Fungi; Ascomycota; Sordariomycetes; Hypocreales; Hypocreaceae.
GGCAUAAGCACCGAUAAAUGUUGGAUCACCUGGAAUAAAUAUAAUAUACUAUGGCUUCCUCCCGAAUACCAGCCUUCUACAUCUGCUGUAUGGCCUUAUGCACCAUCUUUUACGUCGCCACAGGUGCUGUUAACAGACGUAGCUAUAGCUCUAGGUAGUGGUUUAGGGAGAGUGGUGGUAUUUAGGAUGUCGGGUUCGGGGCUAUUUUCCCUAUAA